Messenger RNA from Microbotryum saponariae, 3683 nucleotides. NCBI's taxonomy places the organism in Eukaryota, Fungi, Basidiomycota, Microbotryomycetes, Microbotryales, Microbotryaceae. The record is from the annotation of a GenBank genome assembly.
AUGUCCUCGACUACGUCUACCCAGAAGAAAGACUUGGGCCAGCGGGAACCCGAUAUCAUUGACCAAUCUCCCUCAGUGACGCACUCCAAUCAAAUCUCAAUGACUCCUGAGGGCUGCUCCGACGAUGUCGACUCGAACGCCGACUCAGACCCCGCCGUCGACGACUCCGAAGCCAGCUCCUCCGAUGGCGGCGAAGAAGCCAUGGAUCGACUGCGCCAAGUCGUCAACCUCCUCGAAAAUUGUGCACCCAACCAUCUACAGCUGGAGUAUGACACAAUGCAAGCCAAACGUCAAGCGAUCAUGUCGUCGAACCUCCUCUGGUCGGCGGAAGAGAAAGCCGACUACGGGCAAUGGCCGCUAAUUCUUGGCGACCGAAGGAAAGCAGAUGAAUGGACGCUCAAGGACACCAUACCAAUUCUCAAGCUUCCUUUGUACAUGGCCACCGAAGUAGGUCGAUACUGGUUCUAAGCAUAAGCAGUCAUUGAUGGCUAGUUGAAGUUGCUGAUUAGGAAGCAAAACUGACAAAAUUCUUCCUCACCGAUCCUCCUCCUAUCCUUCAUUGGCGAAACCAACCGGAACAGGAGCAUGAAUGGACGGCCUGCAAAUACGAACGUUGUCUCGCCGUAGUAGAAACAUCUCACGGUGCUCCAUCGAUCUCUUUCCAUCAGCAUCCGGCGGAUCACCUGACAUUGAUCGAAUGGCACCCGCUGAUCGGCCACAAUUUGCAAUCCACUUGGAAGGAAUCACUCAAAGAAGUGCUUCGCAUAUCGCACCAGUGCUCGGGCGCUUGCAACUCCGAAUGCGGAUCUCAGGCGAAUUCUGGCGAAAGCUCUGGACAUUUGGGAGAUGGGUGUUUUUCAACAGACGAAGAAGAGCUACGCUUGGGUGGUUUCAGCAGGGUUAGUUUAUCUCGGUCAACUUGCUCAACACUACUUGUCUUCAACUCUGCACUUACGUCAUUUCCUGCGGCUCUACGCAAAAUGCAGAGAUGGUUCCGAGCCUAGAAUAGUGGACAUGCGCUUGCCGAAAUGCAAAUGCGCAGAUUUCGACCAGUCAGGCAAGCGCUGCCCCCACCUAUGGGCAGUGGAUCUCCUGGUGAACAAUGGGCCCUAUCACACUGUGAUGAAUACGGUAUUCAACCUGUUUGCCAGACGGAACCCAUUGGAUGGCUUGCUAACACCGCUCAACCAUUUAUGCAAAGGAGCAGGCACGAGCUGCUAUGGAUCUCAAGGGGGCGCUUCAUGACGACAUUCCGCGCAGCAAGGUUCGGGAUUCGACAAUCGAGAUGGUGGUCAAUUGUGCGAUCAACGAAAAUAUCGCCAUUGAUGAUCUCCACGGUAGUCUGUCAGAAGAAGAUGACGAGGAUGAUAGUUCCGGCGAAUCAGAAGCAGACGAAUCAGAAGCAGAGAUCGACAUCGGGAAUCGUGCCGGCGUCGCUAUGAAGGCCGCGACCAGCAGAGGUGAGGAGGACAUGUAUCGCCAGCUAUUUGAAGUAACCUCGCACUCUCACUGACGCUCCGCGCCUUCGCUCAGGUCCUUCACCGAAGAACAAGCCUUUACAGCCAGGUCGGUCGAUCAAGAAACCGAAAGGUCGAUCAAAGAAGAAGACGCGUUUGAACGUCACGGAGAAUGUCCAAGGUGCCACCUCUCCUACCAUCAAAAGUGCACCUCAUCUCGAGCAUACGGGCCGCCGGAAUGGACACGCAGACAAACUUCUCAAGUCACUAUUGCGGGACAAGCUCAAUCCGGCGUCUUUGCGUACUAAAACCGCGAAGGACAAGCCCUUCGCCGAUGAAGCAUUCUCAAAGACGCGUGGGCGACGACCUGAGACCAAGCCUUCCAACAGUCUCAUAGGAACCAAGCAUCAUCAAGCUGCCAAGGAGAUUACAGAUUAUCUAACAACCUUGGAAUGCCUCGACAUCGCAUGUUCCGACGAAGCGCUCUCUGACGACCAGAAACCUGCAUGCCCUUGCCCCCCUUUGGUCGAAGGCAUGUUGGAACCGUCGAUCUACGCCACAGUAGACCCUGACGAUCGAAUGGCGAGCGUCACUAAUAUACAGGGCGUCGUUGUAUCCAUCAAGCACCCUUAUACAGCGUCGCGACAAGACCGCUUUCCAUGGAUGAUUCAUUUAGACGUCCACCAGAAUGCAUAUGUGCCGGGGUUGAACUUGCGAACGCUGGCGACGCUCAACGACCCCGAAGAAUGGGUAAGUAGUGCUCAUAUCGAUGCGUUCGUCACUGCGAUCAAUCGGUUCGGUGGUCAGGCUGCGAUGCGGGAGGACCAGCGAUCAGCUGCGUCAGAUUGGACGCCAACGGUUUAUGGAUUCCACCCUCUCAAAGACUUUGGUGAAGACAUCGGAGGAAAAAAUCCUACCAACCGACAUCCCGGGGUGAGUUGAAUCUAUGCUCGGAUGAAUUUUUUAUACUCUGUCAGUACUAACCACUUACUUUACUUCUUCAUAGAUACGCCUCUCUCAGACUCCAGCGCUUCUAUUUCCAAUCCAUAUGCCCGGUCAUUGGGUGCUUGUUGAGGCCCGUCUGUUCGACCACACCUUCCGCUUCUAUGACUCGCUGCGGCGAUCUAAAGAAAGCGUAGACAACCCGAACAUUUCAUCGCCGGAACAAAACUUUGCCAAUUGUUUGAAGGUGAGAGGGAGAAGCGACUUGUGUGGAUCCCGCUUACCUGAUAGGCUGACGAUAAUCCGCCGAGCUGAUGAUCGCAGAACAUCGUUCCUUUCCUCACGGCUCGGGCAGAAGGACCCAUUCCUCGUGUCACCGGAGGCAGUGACCGGCCCACAAUCCCGUACGCAGAGUGGGAGCGAGUGAUCGUGAAACCGCGAGUACCGAAGAAGGGAGACUUGAUGCCUAGGACAGAGUUUACGCGACAGCCCGAUGGCAACGCUUGCGGCGUCUUUGUUUGUCGAACGAUUGGAACGUUGGUCGCGGCGGUUGCGUUUCAGUCUGAAUUAGACUGGAGCUGGAGCCCACUCAAGCCACUACAGGACAACUUCUAUGCUGACCAGCGCACAUACAUGUUAGACGUUGUUAUUCAUGCUCGCUUGCGGUGUGACACGGAGUUGGAAGCAAAUUCUGACCCCCCUCCCCUCGAUUUGCGAGAGGGGACUGGAGCUCCUCCGCCGCUUCCAGGUCAGUCAUUCUACUGUGGAUCUCAACGAUCUGAUCUUAGUGAUAGUUCAAGCUUGCUUGAUAUUGAGGCUGACACUCUUGUGGAUGCAGAAUCUGUCCCACUCGCGCUCAAGGAGAGUUCGCCGGAGCUCGAAGAGAAGCCCUUGGGAUCGCCCGGCAUUGAAUUUUGCGCGCCUACCCUCGUUCUGAUUGACCCUUCGAUCGGCACAAUGUACACCUCUGAGCCCAAUCCCGACGCUCAAUGUACUUCUCCGUUGAUUUCGCGAAGCCCGCGGCCCAACCCGGCACCGUCAAUUGCAACGAUUGGUUCGAUGCCAGAUGCGCCGCCAAUGAGACUCCCGAGGGUCGUAAGGUUCGACCCUACUCCCCCUCUGCUGGUGUCUGAGGCACUCGAGGUCGUUGCUUGCUUGCCAAGGUAUCAAACACGUACAUUGGCCGUUCGGUCAAUUGCAGCUAUAUCCAAAAGCGCCCCAAGCCCUCGCCGAUCGAAGCGCAAGAGGGAAGAAUCUUUUUUCAAAGCUGCGCGGCUUCGCUGA